UGACGUAAUUUUCUACGCGUUUCCGUAGCAACCCAGAUCUGAAUGUGCAAUUUUCACUCAUGCUUUCAUAAACAUUAAGUUUAAGAAUAAGACAUGUCUAAAUUGGAACAAAUACUUGUCCUUGACCCACCAUGUGACCUCAAAUUUAAAGGUCCGUUCACAGACGUAGUGACCACCCACCUGCGUCUGUGGAACCCAUCUGACAGGAGAGUAUGUUUCAAGGUGAAGACCACAGCUCCGCGGCGCUACUGUGUCCGACCCAACAGUGGGGUGCUGGAACCGGGAGCCAGCAUCUCUGUGUCAGUCAUGUUGCAGCCCUUCGACUAUGACCCCAAUGAGAAAAGCAAACACAAGUUCAUGGUCCAGACAGUCUUCAUGACUCCCAGCUCCUCAGACACAGAGGCAGUGUGGAAGAAUGCCAAGGCUGAUGACCUCAUGGACUCCAAGCUCCGCUGUGUGUUUGAGUUGCCCUCAGACAACAACAGACAGCUGAGAUUGGCUACAGCAGGUCACACCCCCAAGCUGAGCAGUAGGCAGUAUGGCGGCAGUUCAGAGACUACUCCAGGAGAGUACUGCACCCCUCUGACCAGCCAACACCACCUGACCUCUGACCUUCUGGAGUGCAGCAAGUGGCAGUCCGAGGUGGACGCGAGCAGAGCCACACCCCUUCUCAGCUCCAGGUCAGACAGCUGUUCCACCUCGCGGCCCAGCGGGGCCCCUCUGGACCAGCCAGACAUGAGGAGGCUGGUGGAGGAGUGUAAGAGGCUGCAGACAGAAGUGGGGAAGCUCUCUGAUGAGAACCGACAGCUUAAGCACAAUCUCAUCUACAAGACCUGUUAAAUUAAGUUUUUCACUUUGGCAUACUUUUCAACAUACUGGACCCAAACAGACACAAAAACACAAGCUGCGAGUGGGAAAAUGAUGUUUUUUUGACUAUAAUACACACACACAUGCUCAAUGAAGCAUUUCAAAAGUUUGAAAUUGAAGCACAAGUUGUAUAUGUGAACAUAAAAAGGUAAAGUUUAGAUAUAAUCAAGCUAUUUACAAAGAGAGCAGGUCUAUCCAUAUGCACUGUUAUUCAUGUAUAUUUGUCAAUAAUAACUAUAAAAUAUGAAAAAAAUAUUUUUGGCUGAACUACAUUUUUUUUGCCACUAGAAGUCAGACUUGACUCAUUUAUAACUUUCUCUUUGACCUCCGUGGCAAUGGCUCUUUAUUCUCUGUGUCAAUAAAAAAGAUUCAAAGAUGUAAAAGAUUAAAAAUUCAAGAUGUUCUGAGGCAUUUGUACUACAGUGAAGUAGAAUAGAAUAAUGUAAUAAGAUAAACGAAAGCAAUAAAUGUUUUUCUCACCUCGUUAUAAACCAAAAAAUCUUGGUCGUCCAAUAUAUAUAUUUUUUUGCUCUUCGGUUGAAAUAACAAGUUGAUGGCAUGUUAGACAGCGUGUCCGCCUAAUUUCCCCCCAAAUAAGUCCAAAUAAACAACUAAACUACUCAAAAUCGCCCCAAAAUUACUCAAAAUACUUAGAAAACUAGUCAUAAUAAACCUAAUUCGUUUUUUCUUAGACGUAUCUUUGUCCUCUCGCUUUCUCCUGCAUCCUAUAGCUAUGAAUCAGCAGAAUCCAAAUUUUUUCUCUUUCAUUUUUGGACAAAAAACUAGAAAAAUAUCCAAAUGAAUGCAACGCGCGCAUAAAAGAGCGCAUUUUUUUACGCCCUUUUUUCAUUAAAUUAAAAUGAUCAUAUCUUAAAUUUUACUUGGCGAUUUACAAAAAUCUAACACUCAAACGUAGCCUCAGGUCUGCACUUCCGCAUGACGGCAGCCCUCUGAGUCACUUGGUUUACAUGCUGCGUGGUCCUAAAGCCGACCAGCGCUCUGAUCACGCCGGCGUGAUCGCCGACUCGAGAGGGUUUUAACAUGAACAUCUCCGUCUUUGUUCUCGCAAGGCAAAGAAAGCUUAAUAGUUAUUUUGGUAACUGAAAUCUUCCAUACUACUUACUUUCAUUUUUAGGCUAUAUUCAAACGAAAUGCCACGAAAUUCACACU
Molecule: messenger RNA, 2037 nt
Organism: Hypomesus transpacificus
Lineage: Eukaryota; Metazoa; Chordata; Actinopteri; Osmeriformes; Osmeridae
Product: vesicle-associated membrane protein-associated protein A-like
Exons: 7
Coding region: 94-840 (248 amino acids)
Biological process (GO): neuron projection development
Cellular component (GO): endoplasmic reticulum membrane; plasma membrane
Molecular function (GO): FFAT motif binding
Source: RefSeq, a predicted model, not a curated record